Messenger RNA from Colletes gigas, 6843 nucleotides. RefSeq lists its product as uncharacterized. Gene Ontology annotation, cellular component: nucleus. Bases 848 to 5731 code for a protein of 1627 amino acids. The transcript is spliced from 9 exons. The record is from RefSeq and is a predicted model, not a curated record. Lineage: Eukaryota; Metazoa; Arthropoda; Insecta; Hymenoptera; Colletidae.
UACUGUGAGUUAACAUUGUUUGAUUCCCCGCGAUAAAUGAGCUUAUGCGACGUUAACUCGCCGCAGUGUGUGCGUGAGUACCGGGUCUAGGGUGUACCCGGAAUGUACACUUUUCUUCGGAUGGUCGAAUCAUGUGAGCGUAACCACGGUGCCAGCCGAUCGUGUGUCGUGCGCUGGCGAAGUUUGUGUAGCCAUAUUUAUUGUGUUAUUCGGCGAGACGUUAUAUCUUGUUGUACACCGGCAAAUGUAAUCGGUAUCGUAACAUAUGGCUCUUUAUUGCCGAAGGUAGAAUUAUCAUUUCAACAUUUGUUGUUGGUAAUAAAUGUGGCGAUUUUGUUACCUCUGAUAAGAACCGAUUAUGCAUGUACGAAACAUCUAAGGACCCUAUUACAAUAGGACAUGAAAAGACGCUACACUGGGUUCUCUUCGUUUCUUAAAAAACGGCGCACAUCAGUUAUUAAUUUCUUUUUAUAUAAACUGCCGUUUCUACAAUUUUCGAACGGUACAAGUCGUGCAAUACAUCGAGGAACGCUGGUUCCAUUGCUACCCUUGAUAGUACACAUUGUGUUGUUAUGGUACAUUAAGGAUUUUACGAAAAACAAUAAAAUGGAGGAGCUGUUGUAUCAUAUUGUCAGCCCUAAUUAUUGGAUGAAAGUUCAUAGACUAUGUAUACAGUGAAAGAGUUUUUAGUAUAGUUUUUUACUCAUACACAAGAAAUGGACGUACAAAAGUUUUGACAAAAGGUUAUGUUAUGAAUAUCACAAAGUAUAUGUGUAACAUUUUUACGCACGAAAGCCUGCUAUACGUGGACCAAGCAGGCUAGGCACUACCGUGCCAAGCUUGGGUAAUGGAUCCCGUUGGUCCAUGGUAUGCAUCGUAUAAUCGUUUCGCCACAGGUAGUGCAACCAGUACAUUUCAAUCUACGACUUCAAGCACAAGCAGUGACUUUGUAUCUCAUCACUUAGCAACAGCUGCUACUCAACCAGUCCCAUCGACAACGUCCCAGUUACUUUUACAAGCAGCACAUACAACAGCAACUCUGGCGGGUCAACCAUCCCCGUUUAACCCAGGGGGGUUCCUAUCUCCACCCCCUGUGGGAUAUGAUGUCUUUUCACCUCUGUUUCAUCAUCCUAAUUCUAAACAGGCACAUUAUGUUACACAACAUAGACAAGCUCUUGCUCAAGCACAAGCAGUUUCAGUAGGAAAACAGAAUACUACGACAGAAUCUGAUAUCCCUGUACUAAGAGAGAACUAUAGUUCAGCGCACCAACCAACGUUUUUCGAACAUCAAGGUGCAGCUACAUCGCCCACAUCUACAUUGGCUUGGACCCAUCAAAACAAUGCUCAGUUACCAAGUCCAUUUGGUAUUUUGCCACAUGAAAGUGUUGUUCCAUCAUCUCCAGGACCGUCGUCUACCACAAAACCAACUAGUGGUGUUUAUGAAAAUACGUUUAAUUCUCAUUUUGCUACAACACAAACUAUAAAUAAUAUAAAUUCUCAGCUUCCUGCACCUUCUGUCUCUGCUGCUGAAUUUAAAUCGACCAGUUACUCGGAUAGUAAAAAAGCAGUAAGUGUUAGACCACAGUCACCGACAGUAAGUGUUAAAUCAGUGGUUUCUACGUCUCAAGCAAAUAACAAUCAAACAUUUUUUCAACAAGUACCUACUACCUUUAGUUCUGAAACAUUAGCAAAUAAUUAUUCUGCUGGUAAUGGAAAUCAAACUUCUAAUGGGAAGGUGCAGCCUUCUCUUCAGCAUCAACAAUCGUGCAUUGUUUCGACUCCAAAUAAUACAGCUGGCAAAGAGUAUAGAAUUCCUCAACCAUCUGCUAGAUCAGUUGCAUCCACGACUAUAUUUUUAAAUACCUCUGUCAGAUCUGUGUCUUCGCAAGUUCAAGAUAAACAGUCGACGCGAAAUAGUAAUUUUGCUUCACCGUCAAAUAAAGCGACUCCUGCAUCUCAACAAAGUAUUCAGACUAAAGCGCAGACAAAGAUAUAUCCAGAAUUAAAUACACACAGUGAACAUAGACGAAACGAACAACCAUCUCAAGAUAAUACACAAUCAUCCCCUAUCAGUUUUUCUAUUAUGGAUUCGCGAAAUUUGAACUAUACAACUGGAAAUAGUACAAAUUGUACAAAUACCAGUGGGAAACUUGGUAAUCAAAGAACUCCAACGAACAAUAACUUACAGACCCAUCCUCAGCAGCCCCAACAACAACAGCAGCAACAACAGUUUCAUGUUUUAAGUCAACAGCAGCAGCAACAGCAGCAACAACAACAGACAUCUUAUAGACAUUACUUAGCAGGAUCUGAUUCAGAAUAUCAUCAUCCAGGGAGAUCAAAAUCUGCAACCUCAACGGAUUCUGUUUACUCCUCUAAUAAUUCCACUCAAAAUGGACCUGAUUGUAAUGUUGUUGUACCACGAAGACCAAGCCCAUUACAAGCACAUUCGCAAGCAAGUCCAUUAGGGCAUGUUCCAAGUCCUGCUUACCCUAUGUAUAAUAGUCCAAUGGCCACAAUAUCAUCUCCUUCGCCAUUACAACAACAUGGCGAGAAUAAUGGAAAUCAAUGUACAGGUGGACCACCAUAUAAGGGAGCUGUACAACAAGUUACACCUCCGUCGCCACUAGAUGUUACUGUGCCGCGACCGGCAUCGCAAGGACAAGUUGUAUAUUCGUCGGUUAUCACGAGAGCUUUAGGUACUACUGAAAAUAAAACUACGUACAAUACAGAUACUAAAAAUUAUGACAGACAACAACAAGAGUUUUCACAAACACCGAAACAAGUGUGUUGGGAAAACGAUAAUCGGCAAUCAAACACUAAUAGAAAAUUUUCUGUUGCUUUAUAUACUGGUGGAAAUGCCGAAAUAAAUCCUCAGACUUUGCCAGUACAACAACAAGUACAACGAGUGAUAAAUGUUUCAGAUAGACAACAAACAUAUUUUGAAUCUAACCAGGUAACUCUACAGGAUCUAAGCAGCUGUAGAGGAGACCCUAUGAGUAUAGUAAAGAAUUUGCAGACAUUGCAACAAGGUUCUUGUCAAGUACAACAACAAACUACUGUUUCUGUUGUUCCAACCGAACAACAAAAACAAGCAGAAGAACGUCGUAAAGUAGACACUGCCAAUAAAAAAAGGAAAAGUUUAGAAAAGAGCGGGCACAAUUCUUUGAAUGAAAUAAGCGGAACAACAACAGUGACAGAAUAUUUAAGUAGAAUACCACCACCUGCCCAUCAUAAUACGAAUCAACAACAACAGAAUGGUUAUUUUGAUUUUGAAAGAUGGAAUUUACCUCCUCCGCCUGCGAAAAUGUUUCCUAGUACAUCAGGUGCUUUUAGUUCACAAUCAACUUUACACCAUUCGAGUAACUUCGUUGGUACACCAGCACAUCAGCAUCAGUCUCUGAUGGUUCCUCAUCAUCAUGCACCACCUCCUAUACCAUAUUUUCCUGCUUUUCAUAUCCCUCCAAGUCAUCAUCACCCACACGAAUUUCAGUCUUCCGUUGAAAUUACGCCCAUUGGUUUCGGUGAAAAUACAGCAAGUCAAAAUGCAAAUUAUAAUCAAGAAGUCAGAGACGAUCAGCCUAAAGUAAUUGUUCCUAAUAUUGAAGAGGAAUUAGGUUUUUUACAACAAAAUCAACAACCUAUUCAAACUGUGAGCUCGCUACAUAAAGACUUCAAACAACCCAGUAAAGAUCCUAAUUCAGGAUUUAUGACAAGUUAUUUAAAAUUCUUACAAGGUGAAAGGGAACCUUCACCUCCACCUGCAGUUCGUGGUGGUAGAAAAGCAACAUGGAGUAGGUCGAAACCUUAUAUUCCUGUAGAACCUAAUAAACCAGUUGAAAGUUCUACGAAUGGAGAAACAGUAAAAACACAAUCAGAAAAACCACCAGCACCUAAAGAAACGCCAGUAAUCGAUUAUGCGAAUGAUCCUCGAUAUUUUCCAUUACCGAAGGAGCGGAAAAAACAUAAUUUUGAUUCAAGCGAUGAUGGUUUUACUAGUGACGAUGACUUUCUAUUUCCUCCUAAGAAACCUGAGAAAAAAGUAACAAAUAUAAGUGCAUCUAAUACAAUAGAAAUAGUAACUACAAAACCAGAAGGAAAAUCGAAAAAGGGACGAGCAAAUAAACUUGGAGGAUUAACAGAUAGGAAAAGAAGAGCAGCGAAAACAGAAGGAACGACGCUUGCGAUAUCUGGAAAAGCUUCUAAGAAGCACGAAGAAGUAGAUCCGUUACUUCUACCUCCAAGACGAGAAACAUCCAGAAGAAAAGCAAAGGAAAAAACUUCAGUGAAACAGUUUUUAGAUCGGCAACAGGGUAUAGAUUACUUUGAUAAUGACGAAGAGCAAGGUGAUUCCGAUUCUGAUCCUGCUUGGACGCCCGCUGUAAAAUUAGUCGGAGACGAGGAAGAAAAAAAGAAAAAACGGGGAAGACCCGUUAUAACCAAAAAGAGCAGAAAAGCUUUAGAGGAAGAUGAUCACUCUCUUGGUGACGUCGUUUCGAAGAAAUCUAGUAGAAGAAAGUAUGAAACGCACUCGAAAACCGGAGGUGUCACUGGAAAGAUGUCCUGCAAAAUAGAUGAAAAACUUUUAGCAUCUAUCAGUGAUGAAGAUAUUGAUAUUUCGCCAUUUAAGUCUGGAGAAUUUGUUGUAAUCAAGACAGAUUUAAAUGAAGAAUAUCCUGCACUUUGGAGAAUAGAUGGUAAAACAUUACUGCAAAAGUAUGAGCCAUUCAAAUCCAAUGGAAAGACUUUGUACAGAAACAUAUCUACGUAUUCGGGUUGGGCACCGCAAAAUCGUCAUAUAUAUCAACAAGUUCCGGUAAAGUUUUGGCAACAAGGCAAGACGGAAACUGUGGUAGAAUUCUUGAGAAAUGAGAUGAUCAUUGAUGAUAGCGAAUAUAUCGAUAAAUCCAUGAAAGAAACUGAAAAGUAUCAAGAUAAUUUUGAAGUAUACAUACAAACGUUGAUCUCACAAGCUUUGGAUUCGAAUUUCCUUACAGAAAUAUUUCAAGAACAAGACGAGUAUUUUCUAUCGAACGUUAAGACCGUCGAUGAAGUAACAGAAGAGCGAAAAUGUCGUCUUCUGUCGACAACGAAAUGGCAAUUAAACGUUAUAAAUGCAAUAUCAACGUGGCCAUGCCUUAACGUUCUCAAAGAUUUACCCUCUGCUGAGUACAAAGGAAAAUCUUGCGCCGGUUGCCAACAGUUCAAAAUUCAUGCCAGAGUUUUAUUAUAUGGGCAACCAUAUAAUGCAACUACAUUAGAAGGUUCUCCGCCUGACCCAGGAAUACCUCAAGAAAAGGAUUUUUUAUUAUGUCGAGUAUGUCAGGCAAAGGUAGCUCUGUACAAUAAAGUAGCGCAUCAAAAAUAUUUGAUGUUUUUGGAGUGUGCAAGAAGAGUAGCAGAUAAAAGAGUAGCAGAUCCCCAUAAAGAUACUACGAUUAUAUUAAAUGAAUUAUUAGCGGAUGAAACAUGGUUAAAUCAGCUAUUUAAAGAAGUUAGAGCUAUCUGGGCAGAGAUAGAUAAUUUGGAACAACAAGCGAAAAUAAAGGCAAAUCCAAAAUCUACUUUAUCCUCUUCAGUGUAUAAUGUGGGAGAAACGGCGGAAAACGUUUCAACAACGCAAACAACUGAAAUGACUGCUAAUUCUUCCGAUUCACAGGUGCCUACACAAAAAACUGAAGACAAUUCUGAAACAGUGUCUUGCAAUGUGCAAAUGAGCAGUAUACCAUCUUAGUGGUGCUAUGAUAAUCAUUGGUUCUGUUUAAUCGUCAUGUCACAAAACCGUUAGGAGUUUAGUGAUAUAUCGAUUUUAUAAAUGUAAACUUAACACCAGUCUCGAGACCAAACAAUUGGAUAUUGUAUUUUGAGAAUGGUAAAUAUUUAAUUCAAGUUAAUACUACACGCUGUGACGAAUGGUGAAAUUAAAUAUUAAUGUGUAAUCAAGAAACUAUGGUUAUAGUGAUAGUGAUAAGAAGUAGUAAACAGCGGGGUAAGUAAGAAAAGGAUUUGCGCAUAAAUACCAUAUGUAAAAUACAUAACAGACAUAUGUAAAAUAUUCAUCCCCGCGUAAGAAUUAGAAAUGAGCCCAAACUUUGCCAUUGUAGUAGCAUAAUAAUAGAGAUAUACAGAUAUAUGUGUGAAUAUAGACGUUUAGUUCUAGCAUUUGUAUCGUGAUAAUCUUAUAUAGUAUCGAGGUCUGAAGUGUUAAGAUCUGAAAAAAAAAUACGAAAGACAAAUGAUUUUAGGAUAAAACAUACAAAGUGAUAUGGCGUAUAGAACGCUGUGACCUUCUGUAAUAUAUUUACGUACAUCACACUGUUUUGCAACCAUGGAGGUCUAUUCUCUGUAUAAAAACAGAAACUGUUAUGCUGUUCGUUCCUCUAAUUGUAAUUUUUAAAUUCAUUGUGCAUUUUUUUUACAAAAUAACUUAUCCGUAAUUUUUUUAAAUGAUUUAACAUACGUAAAUGAUAUUUCAUCUUCAUGUUACUUUGUAUAUAAACAGAUCAUACAACUAUAAAAUUGAUGUGUAUAAAACACGGUAAAGAUAUUAAGUGGUGAUUUCAAAAUAACACUCUUUGAACAAAAUGCUUUAUACUAAAGGCAAUAUUUUGAAAAUAUGCAUUGUUCUUUUAUUGAAACACUUUAGACAUCUUGUAGAACAUUUGUACAUAAAGGUACUUUUAAUAAGAUUAGGAAUAUUUCCUUCUGUAAACACCUUCGGUUCAUGUCUCGACACACAAUCUUGUCAACUGUAUGCAUUAUUUCUUCCGAUUGCAGUACCUUAACAAUUCAAACUGUUAACUACUUUUCGAAUUCUUCCAUGUUAAAAUUACUUUUAACGUGCAA